This is a messenger RNA of Diospyros lotus (date-plum), 694 nucleotides long. RefSeq lists its product as uncharacterized. The record is from RefSeq and is a predicted model, not a curated record. Bases 95 to 664 code for a protein of 189 amino acids. The transcript has a single exon. Lineage: Eukaryota; Viridiplantae; Streptophyta; Magnoliopsida; Ericales; Ebenaceae.
UGGAUUACGUGUUCGCCUGUGAUUGGUUCCCUUCCAUAGCUCUAAAGUGAGAAUCGAGACUGAGAAGCCAUCGAAGCUUUUUCUGUGGAACGACAUGGCGACGCUGCAACCAUCCACUCUGCAAAUCUCCAAUCCUUCAUUGUUCUCAUCAUCCGCACCUCAACCCCACGCGCCGCCGCCCCGCCGCCUGACCUUCACCCCCAGGGCGACCAAGGACGACUCCGACUCCGACUCCGGAUCCUCCUCCUCCGCCGAAUCCGACCCGGACAACUUCGAGUCCCGGCUCUCCCAGGUCCGGCUCCGGUACCGGAGCGGCACGGGCAAGAAGGCAGAGAUCCGGAAGAGCCGCAAGGGCAAGAAGUCUUCGUCGUCGUCGUCCCGGGGGGGAAUGUACCUGCCGCCGGUGGCGCUGAAGGAGCCCGUCUCCGGCAGAAUGAAGGUGGACUUCGGAUUCAGCCCCUAUUCGGAGCGGGUAAACGGGCGGAUCGCGAUUCUCGGACUGUCGGCUUUGCUGUUGGUGGAGCUGGCGACGGGCAAAAGCGUCAUUAAUUAUCAUUCGCCGGCAAUUGUGUUCGUCCAAGUUUAUUUUGUAGCGGCGGUUUCGGCUUUGUAUGUGAAAUAUGAGAAAGAGAGUGUGAGUGUUUGGCCACCUUCUCAGAAAUAAUGAAUUUUAAGGAUUUUUUUUCUUGUUUAA